Molecule: messenger RNA, 1495 nt
Organism: Sardina pilchardus (European sardine)
Lineage: Eukaryota; Metazoa; Chordata; Actinopteri; Clupeiformes; Clupeidae
Gene: bcl7bb
Product: BAF chromatin remodeling complex subunit BCL7B b
Exons: 6
Coding region: 79-687 (202 amino acids)
Source: RefSeq, a predicted model, not a curated record
GACUGGAGAGAACUGCAAGACAGAGUCGGAGGGAAAAGUAAGAAAAAAAAGCAUCUGACAAAAUAUCAAGCAUCAAAAAUGUCUGGACGGUCUGUGCGAGCCGAGACGCGGAGUCGCGCAAAAGAUGACAUUAAAAAGGUGAUGGCGGCUAUCGAGAGAGUCCGGAGAUGGGAGAAGAAAUGGGUGACUGUUGGAGACACAUCAUUGAGAAUAUUUAAAUGGGUCCCUGUAUCUGAGACCAAGCAGAUAUUCAAGAGUAAAAGCCGGAGUGGAGCAGUGAAAGAAUUAAAAGGGUUCCCAACAGAUGUCGUUCUGGAAAACGCACGCUCUGUCCUUCUCGACUUCCAAGAUGACAACAGCAACCAGAGUUUCUUGUCAGAUGCUUACCAGCCCAGUGCCAAAGUGGACAGCAGCACAAACUCCAGCCCCCAACAUGCCAGUGGUGCAGUGAGCCCUUCCUCACAGCCCUCUUUCUUCCGCACAGAGGACUCACAACCCCCCACACUUGGACAGGAGACUAUGGAGGAGCCAGCACUACCAAGUUCUGAGGUGACUGACGAACCUCCAACUCUGAUCAAAGAAGACCUGCAGCCACUUUCCAACUUAGAGGAGGAGGAGGAGGAGGAGGCGCCUGGUGUUCCACCACCGAAGAGAACAUCCACAGAGCAAAACUCUGUGCUGAGCUAGCCCAGGAUUCUUUGCAGUCAGAUGGCCACUUCUGCACUCCAUCCAACACACACACACACACACACACACACACACACACACACACACUCACUCACACACACACACGUCAAAAUGAUCUGCCUCUUCAUUUUCUGCUGUUUGUGGUGGAGAAUGAUGUUUGACGCAGCAGCUAUACACAACUGGCUUUUGCUUUUUGCUUUUUUAUAUCAUGCCCCAUGGAAAACAAGUGCAUGACAGUCUCUUGCUAUAAAUAGCAGCACCUCAUCACAGGUGUCUGACAUAAGUGUUCAGAGGUCAAGAACAGCACAAAUAACAAUUGUCAGUCAUGUUUUGUCACCAUACCAAAAUUAACUCUGCUAAAAGUUUGAAAUUGAAAGUUUGUAUAUGUAUAGAAAUACUCAAACUAAUGAGGAGAGCAAAGUAAUACUCAUGUUGAGUGGCUUGCAAUUAUGGCUUGGUAAACAUUAUUUAAUCUCUGCGAAAGGUCCUUGUACAUUGUCCUGCAUUUCACUAUAUUCAUUGCCUAAUGAUUCAUUAUCGCGCAUAUGCAGUAUAUCUUUUGGUUUUCUUCCUGUAUGCACUAGCCUAUACUUGUGAACUUGAAGGAACGCAUGCAGUAGUCAUCAUUCCGCUAUUGCACUCCUGAUAUGCAGCUGCAUUCAUGCAAAAUAUUUCCACCAUUAUCCAUGUUUUAUAUACAUUUUUUGCUAAAAAAAAAAUAUUUCAAUUUUCACAUUCACAUCCACAUCUGGAGAGAGUCAUGACAAGCCAAGAAUUGUAUCAUAUGUUUCUGUCAAUAAAUGCAAAU